UCGCCGGAGAGAAGAGUGCUUUCGGUUGAUGUGAUUCGAUUCCAUUCUCUUCAUUCGCCAUGACUCGCACCACCAGUACCAACAGCGGCAGCACCGGGAUGAUGGUCUCGUCCGGGGCGUGUCGGAAAGAGCUACCACCGCUGGCGGGGGCGUGUGGCAAACACCACCACCGCCACGACCCCCACGAGCACCCGGAAGACGACGCCGUGCUCUCGUCGAUCCGGGCCGUCCGCGAGAUCGUCGUGGCAGAGUUCCGCCUUGGCGAAACCGAGAGACGCGCCAUGGUGGCGCAGCUGGCGGCGAUGAAACAAAGAAGCUCGAGUGCGAGUACGAAACAACCCGAAACAAAGAUCCCCAGGAGCGUCAGCGAGGAAGAACAAAAGGACGACGGCGAUUGUGUUUGUGAAGAUGGAUCGCUGGAUUCCGAUGGCGAAGCGAAAUCACAAUCAAAAGUGAACAAGCAGUUGCUCCAGUACUGGAAAGACAAGUGCUUGCGAUUGGAAGAGAAACAAAAACAACAAGAGCAGGAACGAAACGAGAAAUCGGGAUUGCCGGCACCCGGCGUCGACGAAGAAAAGGAGGUUCUCGUUUCCACGCUUCUGGCCCAGCAGCAGCAGGCGGAGCAACUCAAGGCGCGGCUGUCGGAAUCCCGGACCAACGCGGAGGCCCUCGGCCAGACCGUCAAGAAAGUGGUGGCAACGAUGGAAGAAGAAAAACAAUCGAUUGCCAGGGAGCGGGAUGUGGCCUUUUCACUCCUGGAGGAAUCGAGGCAGCAGCUCCUCCAACAACAACUGCAGCACGCGGAACAACAGGCCCAACAACACCAAAAACAGCAGGAGCAUGCGAAGGCUGUCCUAAAUAACUCUCGUGAAUUGAAGUCGCAGGCCCUGCGAAUCGAGAAGCUCGAGACCGUCAACGCGAGGCUCGCUGCGGAAAACGACGAACUCGAGGCAACGGCGAUUCGAUCGUCCGCGCUGGAAGAGCUGUUGUUGGCAAGGGACGAAGCCUUUCGCKGAAUCGCAUCAAAGCACAACACCAACGACCACGGGAUCAUCGAAAUACAGACGACCACCACAUCGCUGCAGCAAAAACUGAAGGCCCUCGAAACCAGCCUGCUGGAAAAGGAUGCACGGACCAUUCGAUCGCUCGAGCUACAAAUCCAGGCCCUCGAGAAACAACAGAAGGAGCACCCAUCAAGCGAUUCGGCAACGAGCACACCGGCAACGAGCACACCGGCAUCGUCUCUCGAACAACGCCUGGCGUCGAAAAAGAAGCAACUGCGCGACUCCAGGAAUCGCUUGCGGACCAACUCGCUCGACGUCGUGGGGGACACGAUUCUCUUGCAGCUCCGGCGGCUGGUGGAGAUCCACCGGCACACACACGCCACCGCGGCAGCAGCAGUGGUUGCUAAUUCCGGGGAGCCUGCCUGCGGUUCCGGUCGCAGCCGUUUGUCCCCGGCUGACGCUUCAGCGAAGUCCCAUUCCGGAGACCACCACGGGUGUUCGACCACCACGGGUGAGUGGGAGUCGACCCUCCGCAAGCUUUCCGAGAAUCGCGAACGGAUGCUGGCGCUGUUGGAGGAAGACGCCGAUGGGGCAGCUGCGAGGGCCGCCAACGGGAGCGAGAGCGACAACGUGCCGUUGCCGGCGCACACCGGGGCUCAUUGCCAUUCCAGGGGGGGGAAGCGGCGAAGCAGCGGCGGGGAGGAAGCCAUCGGCAGCGACGAUCCGACGACGCCUCCGGCCAGCCACGGGGAACCCUCAAAGCGGGCCAAGACGUCCCCGCCCCAACCAAUCCAACGCUUUGGGCAACGAAACGAAUCGAAUCGAAUCAAAUGGGAAAGUAACGAAUGAGAAUCGGAACGGUUGACGGAAAAGAAGGGAAUGGGUUUGGUCGAAAGAACACUACUGCAGUAGGAACCAUUGUUCGAAUCCAACCGGUACAGAUGGGGAAACGAUUCGCAGAACAAAACACAACAGAACAC
Molecule: messenger RNA, 1984 nt
Organism: Pseudo-nitzschia multistriata
Lineage: Eukaryota; Bacillariophyta; Bacillariophyceae; Bacillariales; Bacillariaceae
Source: the annotation of a GenBank genome assembly